Colossoma macropomum (tambaqui) is the source of this 3756-nucleotide messenger RNA. It is a transcript of the gene il23r, whose product is annotated as interleukin 23 receptor. The transcript has 15 exons. Gene Ontology annotation, molecular function: protein binding. Bases 333 to 2450 code for a protein of 705 amino acids. Lineage: Eukaryota; Metazoa; Chordata; Actinopteri; Characiformes; Serrasalmidae. The record is from RefSeq and is a predicted model, not a curated record.
GGAAAUUAAAAGCAGAAAGAUCAGAAAUGUGGAGUAGACAGACUUUUGGGGCUAUUGCAUUCGCACGCUCUAAAUAGGACAGGAGACACGUGAAGACAUGACUCUUCAGACUUGUCUGUGAGCUCUGGAUCCUUCAAAGCUCCUCAGUGAGCCUUUGUGAUAACGCUGUAGAAAUGAGAAGUGACCACUGAGAAAGCUUGUGAGGAUCCGAGACGCAAGCGAUUUUUCGAUGCACAUAUGGGUCACUUGACAACACCGUCAAAGGAGAUAAUCAUUUUAUCAGAGGAGGAAGAAGAGCAGAGAUAUGAGAGUCAGAGCGAGAAAAUCAUGACAUGGAUUUCCUCAGAGAAGUUGUGCGGCUUAUCUUUCUUUUACUGCUCUUCUACAUACCUGGAGACUGCUACAGUAUCAAGUGUGCCGGAGAGUUGACAGUAGAUAAAGACAUCAUCCCUAUGGGUUCCAACCUUACUGUGCGCUGCCAGUCUGACACUGUGCAGUGUAACAGACCCUUCAUCAUACAGCUUGAUGAACAGAUUAUUCUUCACGAAAUCAGCUGCUCCAAUGUGACAGCACGGCUUAUUGUCAGGGAGCCAGAAUUCACACUGUACUGCAUGGUGGUGCAAGAAGGGAAGCGUCACCUCGUUUGUGCACGGAACAUCGUGGCUGAGGUGAUUCUGAGUACUCCGCAAAUCAAGGAGAUUGCGUUUGCAAAAGGCUCCCUAUCACCCACCAUCCACUGGCAGAGCUCAGAUGAUAUGGAGCUUCUAAAACCCAGAGUGAGGUUCAGGAAAACGAAUGAUGCUUCGACCUGGAUGGAAGGAAAUGUCACUCGGCUUCACAGAGGAGAACUACUGAUGCUGGAUGAUUUGGAGCCACUGACCUCUUAUGAGUUUGAGCUGAGAGUCUGCACCGCCUCACUGAUGUACAACUGCAGCUUAUGGAGUCAGCUGGUCAGUCAAAAAAGCCCUGGACAAGCACCCUCAAGCAAGCUCGAUGUGUGGAGAGUCAUCAUGAGAAACAAUGGGAGCGACACACAGAAUGUUACAGUGUUGUGGAAGGCUUUUACACCAGAAGACUAUAAAGGAGACUUACUGGGUUAUGAGUUGGUUUAUAAAGAGAACGGCGUCACACACACACUAAACCUCUCAGCAGCUGCCUCUCAGUACACGCUACAGCUGCCUCUAGAGGUGACGGAGGUGAAUGUAAGUGUUGUCACAUCAGCAGGAAACUCCCCACCAGCUCCUGUAAGGCUGAUCUAUACAGGGAAACCAGCUCCAACCAUAUACUUAAGCCAAGCAGCAGGGGGCAGAAUACACUUGGCCUGGAACUCGUCUCUUCUGUCAUACAGCAAUACCCCAGAACAAACACCGGGUUUUGUAGUUGAGUGGAAAUGCAGCCCAAAAGAAAUGCAGUGGAAGAGAAUUGCAAAUGAUCAGAAUUCAACGUUCUUUGAUGGUACACUACCAUGUACAGUGUACUUCUCACUGUAUGUUGAGAGCACAGAGGGAGUAUCAGAUCCUGCUUUUGGACAAAUCCGUCUGAAAGAUGAAAAGACCACAGCUGACUCAACUUUGAAUGUGGCGAUUAGUCCACUUGUGUCCACCCCAGGCCUUGCUGUAGAAGUGCGUGAAGAUGUCAUGCUAAUUGGGAUCAGCCUAAUGACUGCUAUUCCUAUAAUCAUCAUACUAAACCUGCUGUACCUGAAAUGUGCACGACAAAGAAUAAGGAAGACAUGUAUGUCAGUGGGACCCUCUUGGCUUUUUGAAAAUUUACCAAAGCUUGGAAACAGCAAUGCUAUCAAACUUCUGCAGGAUGAAAAAUGUGAAAAAUGGUCUGAUCUUUGCUGGCAGCCUGUGGACAGUGAUCCACCCUUGUCUCCAGUUGAAGACUUUAGUCCACCUGUGGAAAUUAAGGAUGUGUACCCCAUCGUCCAUAAAGACGACACCACAGAGGAGAGAAAGCCUGCGCAGGACUGGGCAAGCUGUCCUUAUAAACCUCAAAUCUCAAUUGUUUCUCAAAGAGUUGAGGCAGUCUCUGAGGCAGCAGAGAACGAAGAAGAUGAGAAUCCCUGGCUGGUCCUCUCACCUGGCUUCAGUAACUUUGAUGAUGAGUUUCUUCCAAGUCAAGAAAUUCAUGGACCUCUGAAGAGCUGUUUGACUGUGGAUGGAACACCCAUAUCUGUGGAUGUUGUUGAUGGAUUGAUCAUUCUUACUCGGACUACUUUAGAGGAAGAAAUCUGGAGGGCAGAAGGAGACAGGGCAUUUGAGGCAGAGACUGGAAAUUGUGACGAGAACUCAUACAAAGGCCAAACAGUGCUGCCCAAUGACUUAGCGAAGUGCUUGAGAGAACCUUCCUUUAGUAUCAGGCCUCACUCACCACAGAGGGCUAGCACAUUGCUACAUACCCAAGCAGCUCUGCAUACUCUACAGGUUGAUGAGCAGUUGCUCUAAAAAGCUCUACAAAUGUUCUACAUCUACAAACAUCCGAGUGUGAUGCUCUACAUCCGAGUGUGAUGCUCUACAUCAGAGUGUGAUGCUCAACUACCAACCAUAAACCAAGCGAAUCUGUACUUAUGUAAGGGAAAAGGAAACAUUCUACAUAAACUAAAUGGACCUUCUGAGGUUACACACUAUUUAUGGAUGUGUGGAGUAACUUCGGUAUCACCAGUUCAGGUGUAUAACCACGUUUUAUUUUAAGCAUUAAUUUCUGUGAGAUAUUAUAGUGAUACAGCUACACUGCCCUACAUUGUCCUCAUGAGGAAUCACAUAAUUCAAAGGUUGAAGAUCACAUGGAGUUCUGGAUACAACCAUUGAAAUGGGUUUUGAAAACCUUUUGAAAUACUUCAACUUUUCCUUUACAGUAAUUUGUGUAAUUUGUGUAACUUUACUUCAGAAGUAUGGCAUUAAAAUGUUGUGAUGAAAAGAACCAUCACAAGUUUUAGUCAGGUUUAUAGACACCUCAGUACUGACUGGAACAGUGUGGUUCUUUAGAGGAACUUCUGUGCUGUAAAGAUGAACUGUUGUAUAACUUUGAGUAACACUUCAAUAUAGGGGAUGCAAUAAUGCCCAUUUAAUGGUUUUAUUAGGCCAUAACUAUGUUUAAUUAAACAUUUCCCAGAGUACUUGUAAUGCUCUUAUUAAACCUUACAAAGCCUGUUGCUCGUAGUUAACUGGCUGCUCAUUGCAGUUACUACUAAGGUUUCACUUAAAAAUAGAUCGGUUUGUGUUUAUUUUAAGCGAAUUGGUGAUAUACUGUUGAGGUAUGAAUAAGAAUCAAAAGAAAAAUCCAAAUUAGUGCUUUGAAAAGAAAAAACAACAAUUCUAAUGGGAUGCAAUGUUCCUAAUAAGGUAUUUUUUCACAUACUUCAUAAGCUUAUUCCAUAUGGACCUAAUACUCAAGGUGUGCGCAAGACUAUUGGGUAUAAUACACAAUUAAAGGUGCUUUGGUAGAUGCUUAAUUCACUCUAUUUGCUGCUUAAUAAAGUAGUAAUGAGCAGCCAGUUAAUUAGCCGUCAUUGGCUUUAUUAGUUUGUUAGUAGUUAUUGGCUUAAUGAGGCUUAAUAAAUGCAUAAUAAUGGACACCUGUAAUGUUGUGCAAAAUAUUAUGAUGUAUAAUAUGGAAAUAAAAGUUCUCUGGAAAACGCUUAGUUCCCCCUAGCUAUUUUUCACUAGAUUGGUUAAUGGAUUGUUAAAGCAUAAUAAGAGCAUUACAAAGGCUUAAUAAAGUCCACCUAUACUGUAGUGUGCCCAGUCAUUC